Haliotis rubra (blacklip abalone) is the source of this 1003-nucleotide messenger RNA. Its product is annotated as adipokinetic hormone/corazonin-related peptide receptor variant I-like. Lineage: Eukaryota; Metazoa; Mollusca; Gastropoda; Lepetellida; Haliotidae. Gene Ontology annotation, cellular component: plasma membrane. Gene Ontology annotation, molecular function: G protein-coupled receptor activity. Bases 75 to 989 code for a protein of 304 amino acids. Gene Ontology annotation, biological process: G protein-coupled receptor signaling pathway. The transcript is spliced from 6 exons. The record is from RefSeq and is a predicted model, not a curated record.
UGUUGAACACAUUCCACACCAGAGGACCUGAACGUGUAAGGACUACGUGAAGGAGAUUCGUCUCGUGCUUAAACAUGGAUAUGGAGUCUGCCAACUCAAGUAACUACAUAUACGAUUAUGAUUACGACAGUAUUAUACAGACAGCACCAUACACGACGGAAAUUGUGGUGAACAGCGUUCUACUGUACAUUGGAGUCUGUACCAACAUAUGGAUGAUCAGGUCUCUCUACAAAUCAUGGAAGACAGGCAGCAGGAUGCAUUUCUACCUCCUUGCCAUUUGUGUUGCUGAUUUGCUGGGCUUGUGCAUCAGUAGCGGUGUCAGCAUCGGGCUUUUUGCAACCGUUGUAUGGAGAGGCGGAUAUUACGGAUGUAAAAUAUUUUCAGGUCUCCAGAUGUUUGGAAAUACAAUGUCCCAUCUUAUCCUGGCUGGAUUCAAUAUCGAUAAUCUUUUCACCAUCACCUGCAGUCGCUCCAUCAAGGCGUUGCGUAUCGUCUUCCUGUUGUUGUCCUUUGCAGCUACCUUCAUCAUCAGUGGCGUUAAGUUCUACUUCUACCGUCUGAUGAGCUUGGGAUACAAUAACGAGGCCUAUUUCUGCGCUGUAGAAGGUUUUCAGUUACUGCCAUUGUUGCACACGGCGUGUUAUUUCCUACUUCCAUUUCUGAUGAUGUUGCUUUUUGGUCUUCCAUCAUUGUUUGUGUGGUGCUGUAGAAAAGGAACACUCAGCUUUGGGAAGAUGACACGUGACGAUGACUCCUCCACAGACCUUCAGUUCAUUGGCAGAGAUAUUGGAAUAGUUUUGGCUUACGACGUCGUAUUCUUCCUCUGCUGUGCUCCAUUCUUUGCAUUGCAGAUAUCUGGAUCUCAGUCAGCAAUAGUCUUCACAGCUUUAACCUUCCUUGAGGCAGCAAACCCUUGCAUUAACCCCGUCAUAUAUGCCAUAUUUAGCUGCAUUGGAAGACGAAGGGACAGAACGUCUCCUGGACUGUAGAAUCGUCACAAGCC